UUAAUCAUAACAAGUUAUUAUUGAUUAUUAAUAUUUCCUAUAGCUAAUUCCUUACAUUAUCUAUUUUGGAAUAUGACCAGCUGUUAAAGUUUCCACCAAAAUCUUCACAUUCUUUUACUGGUUUAUUUUUUUUAACAGACAUCUUAGAGACGAACGUGUGCUAUCUGUGGUAAAAACUAAUUUUGACUACCAAGGGUUAAAAGCUAAGAUAAAACCUAUUUUCUCGUCUAGAUCCUGGAGACGAUCAUCUAUGCAUUUAUGUCAUUCAGAAUGGACUAUUGUAAUGUCCUGUAUUUAGGACUUUCUCAGUCAUUGGUGAAUCUGCUGGUUCAAAAUGCUACAUAAGACCAUCCUGAUAUUGACCGGGCCUAUAAGAAAGAGGGACAGAAUCACUCUGAUUUUAACAUCAUUGCAAAGUUUACCUGUCAGUAUUGACUAUAAUGCCAUAUUAAUCAUUUUAACCAUCUUGCUUCAGGGACCGCGGGCCCUUUUCGAUUGCCGGAGGUUAUGGAAUAAUUUACCGAUCACCAUCCGUUCUACCUCCACUUUCAACAUUUAAAACUUCAUCUUUGUUUGUUUUUCUUGAUUGUUUUAUACAGCACUUUGAGUUGCACUUGAGACAAAUGUGAUUUAAAUAAGAAAACUAAACUAAACCACAUGUUGUAGUGAUGUAUCUUGAAAAGUUGGAUUUUGUCUACUCCUGGUGGCAAUUUUCAUGAACUACAGUCUGUUAUCUGUGGUAUUUUAUUGUAUCUGACUGGUUAAAUAUUUGUUACGCUGCUGCAGAACGAGGCAAAUAUGAAUGACAGAUUAUACAGUUAAAUGAUAACCAAAUGACUCUGGAAGGACAAAUAUGUCUUUCUUGUUCUUUUCACUGCCUUUAUUAUUCCACAGCAUAGGACAAAUAUCCGACUUUUUACACCACUACAUUCCACAAACGUCUGCCAUUCAAAAAAAGUCUGUCAUUGUUUUUGAUAUUAGAAGAAGAUAUCGAGACCCAAUAGCAAAAUCCGAAUCGUGAACUAGUUAUAUUUUUUACGUGAAUUAUUAAGGCACAUAAAAUAUUGCUUAUCAUCACUCCAUGUUGACCACACAGUUUGUGGUACUGACCAGAGACAAACUACGAGCACAAAUGAGUGAUAGAUGACCGAGCCAAUGAGAGUAGUUGUGGGCGGGGCGAUGCAUACUAGCCACGCCCACGCCGCGUACCAGCGCGCGAAAGAGUCAAGUGCAGUGCUGAGAGAGUUUGACUAGUCCAAGCUGAAAAUGGUCGUGUCGCUGACUACGACGAGGCUGAGUUUGAAUUGUGGACCGUCGACGGAUGGCGGACAGAGAUAUGAAGGAGAUAUUUGAUGAUUCACAGAAAAAACAAUACGUCAAUUACAGAACAAAUGGAUGUCCAAGGGCAAAGUCAAGUGCUGACUGAAGCAAAGAAGCGUAAAAAUGUCACAAAAAAGAAUUUAUCACAAAGCAAAAGAACUACAAAGACCAACAAGUCUUUCACUUGCUCUGAGUGUGGAAAGAGUUUCACACUGAAAGGAACCUUUAAAAAGCACCAACUAAUUCAUACUGGCGAGAAGCUUCACACGUGUCCUCAGUGUGGAAAGAGUUUCAUGCUAAAAGGCCACCUUAACAGACACAUGAGAAUCCACACUGGAGAGAAACCUCACGCAUGUCUUCAGUGUGGAAAGAGUUUUUCACAAAAGAUUAAUCUCAGUCGUCAUCUGCGCUGUCAUGAAAAACCAUUCAGCUGUGAUCAGUGUGACAAGAAGUUCAGAUCCUCAUCAUAUCUCAACAAACACCUGACAGCUCACGCAGUCGAGAGGCCGUACUUGUGUCCAGUGUGUGGAAAGAGUUUUUCACGGCUGGCCAAUUGCAGAACACACCAGAAGAUCCAUUCUGUGAAAAGUCAUGCUUGUGUGGAGUGUGGCAAGACCUUCGUCAUACUUGAACGUCUUAAAAGGCAUAUGAAAAGUCACUCUGAAGAAAGACCGUUCACAUGCACUCAGUGUGGAUAUGGAUUCAAAGUGAAAGUCCACCUGAACAAACACAUGAGGGUUCACACUGGAGAGAAGCCGCACACGUGCCAUCAGUGUGGGAAGAGCUUCAUACAGUUGUCGGGUCUCCGCUAUCAUAUGCAACGUCACUCUGGAGAAAAACCUUAUCGUUGUGAUCAGUGUGGGAAGACAUUUACAUCGUCAUCAAUUCUAAGAAGACACCUGAUGGUUCAUGCGGAUGAGAGGCUCCAUACGUGCUCUCUAUGUAAGAAGAGUUUUUCACGAGCGGAUAAUUUGAAACAGCACCAAAAAGUACAUGAUGCUGUACGGGAUCACAUGUGUUUCGAGUGCGGGAAGAGCUUUAUAGCAGCGAGUCAUUUGAAAAAUCACCAAAAAAUUCACACUGGAGAAAAACUGUUCAGCUGCUCGCAGUGUGGAAGGAGUUUCACACAAAAAAGCCACUUAAACAAACACUCACAUAUUCAUGACGGUGAGGGGCCGCAAACAACGCGUUAUCAUUGCUCAAGUAAAUAAUCUGAGAUUCUGAGAAUGCAAUUGUUUUAAGUUAUUGUUCAAAUGAAGUUGUUUUUACUUCAUUGUUCAAAUACACUUGUACACUUUUGAGGAGAGAAAGUUAAAAUGUCUGUUUAAAACCAUCCUAUAGGGGGCAGACAAGUUCCCGUUACUCACGGUCACUCAUUUAUUUGUAAAAUAUGAAGUGACUUUUACAGUAGGACAUUUAAUAUAGCCUAUUCUCUGACAUGUUUGUGAUUUACCGUCUGUACUUUGGAUGUUUCCGUCUCUUGAUCCUUUUUCAUCAGACUCACCCUGAUCUGAGAUUGUUUUCGUGGGAUUCUUUCUUCCUUUUGAAAUAAAGACUUUUUUUUU
Molecule: messenger RNA, 2885 nt
Organism: Pimephales promelas (fathead minnow)
Lineage: Eukaryota; Metazoa; Chordata; Actinopteri; Cypriniformes; Leuciscidae
Biological process (GO): regulation of transcription by RNA polymerase II
Cellular component (GO): nucleus
Molecular function (GO): RNA polymerase II cis-regulatory region sequence-specific DNA binding; DNA-binding transcription factor activity, RNA polymerase II-specific
Source: RefSeq, a predicted model, not a curated record